UUGAACGGCAGUGUCGCUCUCUCAUAUUGACAUUUCUUGAGCUUCUUGAUUUGUCACGGACUCUGUCACAGAUUGAAACUGCAAUUUUAGGGUCUACAGCGCAACUAUAGUCUAGUGAAGAAAGGAAAAGAUCUGGAAAAAAAAUGAAUAAUCGCAAUGUGGAAAUAAAAAGUAGACUGCAGGAUAUUGAUUCUGCUAUCUCGAAAGCUAAACAGCUAAGUGGAUCGAACAAUGCAAUUGUAAUAAAACAACAUGAUACUUUCUUUAAAGCUGCAGAGGGACGAUUAAAAAUACGACAAUUUGAGGAUAAUACUGCAGAGUAUAUCUUUUAUAAGCGACCCAACGUACUAGGACCCAAGUUGUGCAGUUACAAUAAAAUAACUCUAAACACGGAUACUACUGAAUUGCUAUUGAAUAUUUUAUCAGAAUCUAUGGGAGUGGUAGGGGUUGUCAAGAAGAUUAGGCAGUUAUUUAUUGUUGGACAAACUCGAAUACAUAUUGACCAAGUCGAUGGUUUAGGGAAUUUUGUAGAACUUGAGGUAGUCUUACAGGAAGAUCAAGAUGUAGAAACUGGACAGAAAAUCGCUAAUGAUUUGAUGCAAGCAUUGUCUGUAACAAAUGAUGAUUUGAUAGCCGAAGCCUACAUAGAUUUACUUAACAAAGCAAAUGUGCAAGUAUAGUACUUAUAUAUGUAAACUUAUAUAUGUAAUAUUAUAUAGUACUUAUAUAUAUAAAUUUGUGCCUUC
Molecule: messenger RNA, 746 nt
Organism: Dinoponera quadriceps
Lineage: Eukaryota; Metazoa; Arthropoda; Insecta; Hymenoptera; Formicidae
Exons: 4
Coding region: 144-680 (178 amino acids)
Source: RefSeq, a predicted model, not a curated record